This is a messenger RNA of Lasiodiplodia theobromae, 477 nucleotides long. RefSeq lists its product as uncharacterized. NCBI's taxonomy places the organism in Eukaryota, Fungi, Ascomycota, Dothideomycetes, Botryosphaeriales, Botryosphaeriaceae. The transcript has a single exon. The record is from RefSeq and is a predicted model, not a curated record. The coding region runs from base 1 to 477 and encodes 158 amino acids.
AUGUCCCUCGCCUCCGCCGCCUCCUCGCUCGCAUCCGAGCUCGCAUCCAACAUCUCCGCGCUCUCCGCCACGACGCCGCACACAUCCGCCAUCACGCGCACCUUCACUGACGAAGCGGGCUCGCCCAGCGUCAUCAGCCUGAGCAUGGUAUCAUCACCACCACCCGCCACGACCACCCCUGGCCCGGAGAUCGCAACCGUCGCUGUGUACGGCGACGACUCGAGCGUGCUGACGUCGUACACGACGACGUUUCUGCCGCAAGGCACUGGUGCUGCUGCUGCUGCUGCUGCUGCUGGCGGUGGAUGGGGUGGAAAGUUGGGGGAACUGGUGGGAGGGCGGGAUGGGACGGCGGUUGCGGUUACGGUUUUCUUUGGUGUGCUGGUGUUUGCGAGGUUUAUUGUUGGUGGGAGGGGUGCGGCUAGGCCGGCGGUGGGGGCAGCGGGGGCGCGGGGAGGAGAGGGGAGGGGUGGGCAGUGA